UUUACCGGCCCAGCAGGAGAAUUCAUCUCGCCGAGCUACGCCCCCGCAGCCAGCGCCGAGUAUCGCGCUCAGACACGGGUGGGAGGAUCGUGCUCAGACCGUGCUGAUUUAAAAGACGAGUCGUCAUUGUUGCAGCCCUCAGACGCUUCCCGUUGGUGGUGUGCGUGAAAUUACUCCCGAGAAGCUAGCGGUGUACAGUGACGGAUGCAAGGCACUAUCCCAAAGGGUAGUUGUGUGAUCAGGAAACAGUCCGCACCAGGCUUUUUUAAUUAAGCUGCUCCCUAGCUGUAUAUGACAGCGAAAAGUGGCCCAGGCAACUGUACGAAAUCUGACACUACGUGUGCUGUGUGUAAUGCCGCAUUUCGUCAGGUCAUUCGAUAUUUGGAUGUAAUGAUCUUAGGUUGGACAGUUCAAGAGUUUCACGAUUUUUUUGUUUGCGGUUGCUGAGGAGGUGUGCAACCUUGCCCUUCAUUUAGCCUUAAUUGGAACAUGAGAGCUGAGAACACCUUGCCCCCCCCCCCCCACCCCGUACGCAAUUAACCAGUCUUCACAUGUCAUUCGAUGAUUUGCUCACCAAUUAUCGACUGGACUAUUUAGUGGUGUCCACCGCCACCAAAAGUGAUUUGAUUUUAUUGCCGUUUCCUGGACUGGAAAUAACUCGAUCGUGAACUCCAACUCAACCAGACUCGGACUGAAAAGAAAUCAAUCGGUCAAGAUUUUAGUUUCGGGACUGAUUUCCUUUUUAAAACUUACACCUGCCCUCUUUUUGGACUUCGAUCGUUUUAUUGGACCUUAUAGGAGGAUUUGACUCCACCACACUCAAGGUGGCAAGGUGGGACAGGUGGUUCUAUCACUUAAUCAAAACGAAUCUCGCAUUCACUUUGAGUAUCUGUCUGCUAUGCACGUACUUGGCAUCCCCAGCAGAGCUAUGGAGUUUUUAGGCUCCGACUACAAUAACCAGUCUGUACUCUUCGAUGAAGAUGCAGAUAUAGUGGUACCCAUCAUCGUUCUGGUGGUGCAGAUACUCGGGAUUGUCGGCAACACCAGCGUCAUCCUGAUCAUCCUCGGUUUUAGAGACAUGAGAAAUAUUCCCAAUCUACAGAUACUGAGUAUGGCAAUCGGAGAUUUCGUCUUUCUUGUCAUGAACGUUCCGGACGCUGUAGCCUUCAAUUUCUUACACACGUGGCCUUUCAGCGACGUGUACUGCAGGAUAACAUUGAGCUCGAUUUACAUUUCCCAAGGGGUUUCCGUUCUCACCCUGUCGGCGCUUAGCGCCGAUCGGUACUACGCCAUCGCGCGUCCGAUGGCGCGACGCAAGAUCAACGUCGCAAACUACACGCUGGCCGUCGUGGUAGCUAUCUGGGUAAUGUCUUUCCUGUGCGGCAUCCCGGCGUUCUUCAUGGCCGACACUAAUGGCUUCUGCACCCUCCCUUACCAAAGUUACAACUAUAAGGUAUACCUCGUGCUGCAGUUUGUUGGACUUUACGUCAUCCCCUUGGCGUUGAUUACCAUGUUCUACUCUCUCACUGCGCACACUUUGAUACGCGGAGUCAAGACCAUUGGGCAGAAGGUACGAGACGGUAACGGGAGGCGAGACCCCCAGUCCCAGGCACGCCGUCGCCUCGCCAUCAUCGUCCUGGUCGCCGUGGUGUGUUUCGCCGUCUGCUGGGGUCCCUACCAUGUCUACGACAUCUGGGCGGAGUUCGAAACUGACAUUUCGGUAUUCCUGACACCCGGCAUGACAUUCUACCUGAAUAUAAAAUACCUUCUCCCCCCACUGAGUGCUAGUUUGAACCCGAUCGUGCUCUACGUCAUGAGCUCCAACUACAGACGGCACUUCAAGAGGAUGUUUCUGAGUUGGUGUCCGUGCUGUCGGGAUAGCAAGCAACCACUGACCCAUACGUGGACCCUACUAACGGCUUUCAAGACCAUGCCGACGUCGAGACGAAGCAGCGCGGAGUUUCAACUGAAACACAGCUCGUCAACGUUGGUAUCCCACAGUUAAAAUGGCACUCGAAAACCCAACAGUAAAUACACCACGGCCAGCUUAGACAUAUAACAAAUUAUUUAUAAUAUACUAAAAAUGAAACAUCCACAAUUUAUCCAAAUGGGAAACGCAUACGACGAGAGAGACUGAAAAGCCAAUUCAACUGGCCUGCAGCUGAUUUCACGAAACUCCAUAGGAUAAUUUAAUCCUAUCUCGAGUUAGGACGAGUAGCUCGCCCUAACUUAGGAUGUGUUCAAUGCGUCCUAACGUCUACGGAUACAGAACUUAACUCGUCCUAUAAAGUCCUAUGAUUAAUCCUAUUGUGGGGACGAGUUUUGUGAAAUCGACGGCUGGGGUCGAAUUCACAGAGAGAGAGUCCUAAUUUAGGACCAGUCCUUGGAAUUUUGAAAAACUGAAGGGCUAGCUAGCCCUAGUUAUAACUCGCUAACUGGAGAUAACACUAGUUUGAACUCUUUGUGAAAUCCACUCCUGGAUUGGCGCAGAAACUACGGAAGCCCGCACCGUGAUGUUACAGCUUUUGUGUUUGUUUCAGAAUUCCUUUUGGGGGCAAUUCCACAAAAUCAUCCCCUUGUUACAUUUUGAUGGAAGGAAUACUAAAUCUGGCUUUCUGGUGUGAUUUUUGUUCUUGGGUAUAUAUACAAGAUUAUUGUAAACAUGGCUGCAAAUCAAGUCAACAAAACCUCUCGUGUCAUCAUACUUGCUGUGGUUGUUAUACGUGAUUGAGUUGAGACUUGCCCCAAGACGAAUCUUAACUCAAAAAUAAGAAAUGUAAUUGUUCUCAAAAGAGAGGACCAGACUGAAUCACGAAUUGCAAGUCCAAGGCCUGGGGUUUCAAGUAAGCUUUGCAUUUGUAAAUAUUCACGUAUUCAGAAAAGAUUAAGAGUUAUUGACAUGCAAAUCAUCUACUCAGCGAAAUUAAAACAUGGCACUCGUUUUGUUUCCUUCAAGGAAACUGCAUGUUUGAACCGAAAUUACAGAAGACUCUCCUUUAACAAAAAGUGAUUAAAAUUAAAAUUAUUUAAUUUAUAAAUAUUAUCGUUAAAAACAUAAGGCUGACGGUCUUUGAAAAAUAUAUAACCAUAUAUUUUUUUGAAAGAAUUAUUUCGUAAUUUACUGCACCCAAGUAUUGGCUGUCGUUUUUAAAAUAAGAACCUUAAAAACUAGUGGUUUUCGCACUGUGCCUAUAAACGGUGCUACAGUUUUAGAUUUUUGCGAAAUUUCUUCAUUUUUUUGUUCUUUUCUUUGUUACUUUUGAUUGAUUUCAUUUCAUUUUUCGUUUGGAGUCGGGGUAGUUCUUUUGGUAAUGGCGUCAGUUCUGAAGCAAACCUAUAUUAGAGGGUAACGUUGCCUUGGAUUGGGUGUUUUAGCUAUACAAAGCGUUUGAAAGCGUUCGUUGUGAAAUUAAUAUGGUUGGAAAGAUUUGUUUUGUUAGUUAGAAAAAAAAUUGACUCACAAAAAUAAGUGUGGUUUUUCUUACUUCGUUAACUAACAUGGUCCGCCAUUUUGGAGAACCAAAUGUUUACGACUCGACAAUAUGGUGGAUCGUCUCAGUUCACGAAGUAAAAAGGAAAACCACACAAUAUUGAGUCAUUUUUGUGUGGGUCAUUUUAUUCUACUUUUUAAGCAUCUUUAAAACCAUAAUAGUUUCAUAACGAAACUUUUAAACUCUUUUUAUCAUCCCAAAAUCGCCCAAUUCAAAGCAAAGUGUCCCUUUAAAACAAAGAUGAGAGAAUGUGUGAGCUGUGUUUGUUUUGUGGAAAUGAUAAUGGCGGCUGUGACGAUGGAAUGGAGUCAAAUUUUUUUUAAAGAUGGCGUGUUUAUUUGCGGGGGGGGGGUGGUGACCAGAAAACAACAACACGCUAUGUUUUGAGUUUUUCUUUCAUUAUAAACUUAAUACCAGUGUUGACAUAAACGUAUGAAGAAAAAAAACAAUUUUUUAAAACUGCCAUGGGCCAUUUGAAAAGAAACAACCUGCUCGUGUUUUUAGUGUUCGAUCAUACAAACUUCAUACCAGUGUUUACUUUGUGAAACAGAUGACAAAUAAACCAAUCUCAAAAACUGCCAUGUGCAAUGUAAAAGCAAACAAUCUGCUCCUGUUGUUUAGUUUUGCUUAAUAGCUCACCUAUAAACUUCAUAACAGUGUUGACAUAAGAAACCGGGGGAAAAUAAACCAAUCUUAAAAACUGCCAUUUUGUUUAAAACAAAAACAUCUGUGUUCUCAAACACUUUUGUUUUCGUUUUUAAUGUCACCUUUUGAGUAGUAUAGUGUGUGAUUGUUUUGGGAUUUUUUUAUUUUAAUAAAAACAAGAGAUUUGAGGGAAUUCACCAAUGCUGCAUUAUACUAAUGCUGCAUUAUAAAGAGAGAGAGUGCCCAUGUGGGGUGUUUCAGACAAUGGAACAAUGAAACCUAACAAUGGUUCCUUUGUUUUAUUUAGAAAAAGAGUAAUAAUGGCGUGUGUUUUAAUAAUGAGAAGUUCUCGGUUUAAUGAGUGGAAGAACAUGUUCAUGUUUGAAUGUGUGUUGGAUUUGAAUGACUGUCAUCCAGAGGGCUUACAACAUUUUUACAAAAUGGAACAAUGGACCCCACAGGGGAAUUCUUUGUUCACCCUGGUACCAACAUGGGAAUUCUUUAAAUCCAUUGGACACUUUCGGAACAGAAAAAAAAGUUCACAGAUUUACAAAUAACUUUUACAGGGUUUACAGA
Messenger RNA from Asterias rubens (European starfish), 4712 nucleotides. RefSeq names its product neuromedin-B receptor-like. The record is from RefSeq and is a predicted model, not a curated record. Gene Ontology annotation, biological process: G protein-coupled receptor signaling pathway. Gene Ontology annotation, cellular component: membrane. Gene Ontology annotation, molecular function: G protein-coupled receptor activity. Lineage: Eukaryota; Metazoa; Echinodermata; Asteroidea; Forcipulatida; Asteriidae. The transcript has a single exon. The coding region runs from base 899 to 2005 and encodes 368 amino acids.